AUGCUUCUGGGCGCACUGGCCAUCGUGGCGCCGACGCACAUCGGCAUACCCACGGCACUUGCCGUCACCGGUCUGCGGGCCGCGCUGGGCGCUGCAAAGCGCAGGCGGCAACGAAAGGCCGCGCAGCUAAAAUCCGAAAGCACUGCGAAGCUGGAGGCCAAAUAUGAGGAGUUGCUCGCUGAGGAUGCCAUCGACCCGGUCACCUUGUCCUGGACUGAUCUGCAUUGCAGCCUCAAACUAAAGGACGGAACCAGCAAACCUAUCUUGCGUGGCGUGUCAGGUGUAGCGCGUCCCGGCAGGCUCGUGGGCCUUAUGGGUCCCAGCGGCAGCGGCAAGACAAGCCUGCUUACGGCGCUAGCGGGACGAGUUCCCGCCAAUUCAAAAAUGGAGUUGACUGGAUCUUUGACGGUCAACGGCAGGCCGGCUGCGGAGGCGGGACACCGCCAGGCCUUUGUCCAACAAGAAGAUCUCUUCUUCUCGAUGCUCACCGUCGAGGAGACUCUCUCCCUAGCUGCGGAGUUGCGGCUCCCCCGCGAGAUGUCCCCUGACGCUCGGGCCGCCUACGUGGCGCAGCUGGCGGGCAUGCUGGGUUUGAGCAAGGCGGGGGACACGAGGGUUGGGGAUGAGAAGAACCGUGGACUUAGCGGAGGUGAGAAGAAGCGGUUGAGUAUCGGUUGUGAGCUGGUCGGGUCGCCCUCACUCAUCUUUUGCGACGAACCGACCACGGGGCUCGACUCCUUCCAGGCAGAAAAGGUGAUGGCCACGUUAUCCUCCCUGGCGCGAUCGGGGCACACGGUGGUGGCUUCCGUACAUCAGCCCCGCUCGUCCAUUUUCGCCAUGUUCGACGACCUGGUACUGCUGUCGGAGGGACAGCCCGUGUAUUCGGGACCGGCGGACAAGGCUCUGGAUCAUUUUGCCAGUUUGGGCCAUGUGUGUCCGGAGCACUACAACCCCGCGGAGUUCUUGGCGGACCUCAUCUCCAUCGACUUCGCCAACAAAGACGCGGAGGCGGAGAGCAGGGCUAGGCUGGAAAGGCUGGUGACCGCGUGGCGGGCUAUAGAGCAGAGCGGAGCGUACGGAGGCAACGGCGGCAAUGGCGGAGCGGCGGCGGGUGGGGAUGCUGCGGCGGCGGAGGGGGUGAUGCGGCGGGCGGCCCUGCUGCCUCGGGCGGGCCCUGUACGGCAGCUGAGCUUGCUGCUGAGCCGGUCAUGGCGCCAGGUCACUCGCGACAAGGCCACCAACGUAGCUCGCGCCAUGUCCAACUUGUCCUCAGCACUGGUCUUCGGAGCCAUCUUCUUUCGAAUGAAGAGGGGCCAGUCCAGCAUUCAAGAUCGGAUGGGAUUGCUCCAGGUGGCCGCCAUCAACACUGCUAUGUCUUCCCUGGUCAAGACGCUCAACAUCUUUCCCCGCGAGAGAACUAUCGUGGCGCGGGAACGCGCCCGCCAGUCGUACGGCAUCCUGCCGUACUUGUCGGCCAAGCUGGCGGCGGAGCUGCCCGUGGGUGCGCUGUUCCCGCUGCUGUUCGGCGCCCUCGUGUAUCCCGCCUGCGGCCUGCACCCCUCCCUGCCGCGAUUCGCCAAGUUCCUUGGGAUCCUCACGCUGGAGUCCUUCACGUCGCAGGCUCUCGGCCUGGCGGUGGGCUCUGUGGCGCCCACCACAGAGGCGGCGAUGGCCAUAGGGCCCGCGGUGAUGCUCGUGUGGAUCGUGUUUGGCGGCUACUAUGUCAAUGCGGGUGAGUACGGCGAACUGCAUUGGGCCCGCGGGGGGGGGGAGAGAGGUACUUGA
Volvox carteri f. nagariensis is the source of this 1785-nucleotide messenger RNA. Its product is annotated as ATP-binding cassette transporter. NCBI's taxonomy places the organism in Eukaryota, Viridiplantae, Chlorophyta, Chlorophyceae, Chlamydomonadales, Volvocaceae. The transcript has 12 exons. Gene Ontology annotation, molecular function: ATP hydrolysis activity; ABC-type transporter activity; ATP binding. The coding region runs from base 1 to 1785 and encodes 594 amino acids. Gene Ontology annotation, cellular component: membrane. The record is from RefSeq and is a predicted model, not a curated record.